Triticum turgidum subsp. durum (durum wheat) is the source of this 744-nucleotide messenger RNA. Lineage: Eukaryota; Viridiplantae; Streptophyta; Magnoliopsida; Poales; Poaceae. The record is from the annotation of a GenBank genome assembly.
AUGGAGCACAUGAUGCAUCUUGACCAGCACCAGCAAUGUGGCGACCAACGAGACGCCACAAUGGCUACUGCUGGCACGCGCAGCAGCGCUAGUGCCAGUGUCUCGCAGGUCGCCUUCGUGCUCAUCGCAGUUGCUUUCAUCUCCCUCUUCUCGUCCUCCUUCUUGGGCGGCGCCGCCGCUGCCGGGGCUUCUUCUUCCUCUCUCCCUUCCGGCGCCGCCCUAUCUGCUCGCCUUGCGGCCUUGUGCGGCUUUGUCACCACCAAGAAGGCGCUCUUCGUCCUUUCCAACGCCAUCUUCCUCUUCCUCGCCGCCGACUGCCGCUGCUUCUUCCCUGGUGUCUCCAGCAUGGCCACCCCAUCCACGAAUGACGACGAUGUCGUCACGGCUUCCAGACUGCCGCCAUGUGCCGUUGAAGCUCGACCAUGUUCUUCUUAUUCAGGGAACCUUUACUACUGCUAUAGCAACACCGAAGGUGUAUCAGCGAAUUGUUCGGGACAGCAAGGGAAACGAGCAGAGGUGCCGGAGUCGGCUGGGCUCCACGGAGGAGAAGCGAAUGUCACCUUGGAGACGGUUGUCAUCGUGGAGGAGCCAACCCGCGGUGGAGAAGCUCAUGAGGAGGAGCUAGAGAAGCUAGAGAUGGACGAGCUCAACAGGAAGUUUGAGGACUUCAUCCAAAGCAGAAGGGUUAAAUGGCUCAGGGAGGAGGAGCAAGUAUUGCAAUGCCAACAGCAACAGGUGGUCUGA